CUACCACUGCCCCAGGGACGAAGCCUAUCUCUAUGUCUCAGGACAACACACCAUGCAUCUCAUUCAGCUCAACCGUGAGUGUCUCCUUCACCUUUUCUCCUUCCUGGACAAGGACAGUCGGAAGAGUUUGUCCCUCACCUGUCAUCAGCUGCGUGAGGUCUUCCUGGACCCCUGUCUCUGGAAUCUACUCCACUUCAGCUCCCCUUGUCAGCUCAGGAAGGACAACUUUGUGCUGGGACCCUCGUUGCGUUACUUAACUAUUAGUUGGUACUCCAGCAUGGUCCUGAAAGUGUGCAACAUCGAGGACUGGUUGAAGAGCUCGUUUCAGAAGAACAUCUGCAGUAAACACGAAAGCCUGGUCAGCACGUUCCUGGCACAUGUCUGCUAUAUGUGCCCCAACUUGCUGUCGCUAACCAUGUCUGGCUGUGGACACAUCACUGACCGGGAUGUGAUUUCUGUGCUGCAGUGCUGCAGGAAGCUACGCUACCUCCACCUGGAGAACUGCGUCCGCAUUACUGACUGCAGCCUGGAGGGCGUGGUGGCUCACGGAGACAAUCUGGAGGAGGUGAAGGUGGACUUUUGUAGGAAUAUCACUCAGGCAGGGCUGCAGCACUGUAAGGAGAUGAAGCCAGCCCUUCAACUGACUGCUGAGAGGAGCGCUGACUUGAUCCCCGACAGCAAGCCUGAGGAGAGGGUACCAAUCAGGAGGACACUGCAGAAGGUCCUGCAGAAUUCCUGAUGGUAGCGGCUCACCUCCACACUAACCGGGACCAUAAAGGAGCAUUCCUGUAACUUACUGUUUAAUGACUCUACUGUGAUGUUUUGUAUGAUUUGUAUUUAAUUUCACUUUAAAUUUUCUAUAAAUUUCUUUUAAAUCUUGAAGAAAUAGUUUGACAUUUUUGGAAAAACGUGUAGUAAAGAUGAAGAUGCCACCAAGAGCUACACAAACUAGAAACAGGAGGGAGCAGAUCGAUUCUAUCAAAAGGUUAAAAAAAAAGACAUUUAGCAACUGCAGAAACACAAACUGUUUUCACACCGCAGCCCUGAACUUUUGUUGAUUUUGAGAAUGUGACAACACAAAUGGAUAGACAUAGCUGGACUAGACACAAAACAAUCUUUGACCUGCCAGCUCGCUUGUACAAAGUCUGUGCAACGUUCGAUUGGGUCAGUCUGUGCCCGUGUGAGAGCAGCUGCAGGUAUCAGUCCCGUGUAUCCAUGGCCUUUGCUCUGCUCUCUGCACUCUGCUCUCUCUAUCCAGAUAGUUCACCUGCCAAACACGCUAAACCGAACACAGUAGUGUCUGAGGCAAUCUCAAGCUAUGUCCCAAGUUGUUUUCCUGACAUUGUCCAGAGUUCCCAUGUGUCAAAUAAUGACAAAAUGACAAAAUUUGAGUUUGCAUAGGGGGUCACGUGACCUGUCUCUUGGCCAGGACUAGUUGACAGGCAACAAAUGGAAACUUCAGGAAGUUUCUUCUUCCAGCAAAGUAGCUGCUGUCACACUGAAUGACAGAUCUUCUUUUGCCUUGUCUUAUUUCCAGCACAGGCAUAGGAGUGUAAUCAAUCAUCUCUGUGUAUCUCCAAAUGAUUGAAUAGUCAUUUUCCCUAAAUGUCAAACUAUUCCUUUAAUAGCAUUUGAUGGUUUGAUUACAUUUUUUACAACCACUCCAGCAUUAAAAAGUAAAAUACAUUAAAA
Neolamprologus brichardi is the source of this 1692-nucleotide messenger RNA. RefSeq names its product F-box and leucine-rich repeat protein 22 (gene fbxl22). Gene Ontology annotation, molecular function: protein binding. NCBI's taxonomy places the organism in Eukaryota, Metazoa, Chordata, Actinopteri, Cichliformes, Cichlidae. Gene Ontology annotation, cellular component: cytoplasm. The record is from RefSeq and is a predicted model, not a curated record.